Messenger RNA from Ogataea haglerorum, 1161 nucleotides. RefSeq lists its product as uncharacterized. NCBI's taxonomy places the organism in Eukaryota, Fungi, Ascomycota, Pichiomycetes, Pichiales, Pichiaceae. The coding region runs from base 1 to 1161 and encodes 386 amino acids. Gene Ontology annotation, molecular function: alpha-1,6-mannosyltransferase activity. Gene Ontology annotation, cellular component: mannan polymerase complex. The record is from RefSeq and is a predicted model, not a curated record. Gene Ontology annotation, biological process: protein N-linked glycosylation. The transcript has a single exon.
AUGGAAAGCACCGUUCACAGACCAACGCUCAGGAAGCGUAAUGUGCUAUUUGCGCUGCUGCUGUGCCUGACCGCUCUUUUAAGCUCGCUUGCAACUAAAUUAUACCUGACCAAUGUUCCAGAGUCGCAAGAGCUCUCCCAGACAUAUCUCUACCGACUGCAAUUUGAAGCGUCGCCAAAGUACAAAGCCAACCCCGACUAUGUGGGAGCUAACCCGUGGGAUGUGAUGACCACCUACAGACGCCUUACGGAUAAGUUCCCCUACACGAAGAGUCCCGGAGGAAUCCCUAGAAAGAUUUUCCAGAUGUGGAUUACACCUGGCGAGCUGAACGAGAGCACUAUUCCAUAUCCCGAGUACAGGCAAACGUGGCGAGAGAAGAAUCCACACCACGAGUACAGAAUGCUCUCCGGCGAGGACCUGAAGAGGGCCGUGAAAAGUGCCUUCGAGCACACGGUGCCCGAAGUCUGGGAGGCCAUGGACACCAUGCCGUUGAUGAUUCUGCAAUCUGAUUUUUCGCGGUAUUUGAUGUUGUUCUUGGAAGGCGGGGUCUGGGCAGACCUCGACACCACUUGCGACAGGCCUAUCAGCAAGUGGUAUCACAACCUAGUUGACUACGACAUCAGGUUUGUGGGCUCUGUGGAGCAUGACGUGAACGACGAGUCGUGGCCAAGCUUGACGAGCAGACGAUUGCAAUUUGAGAACUGGGCUUUCACCAGCGACAGGUUCCAUCCAGUGCUUGCCAUGGUGAUCGCGCACGUCGUGCGGAUGCACUUCACGGUCAUGUACAGCGGAAACCUCAACAUGUACAGCGAUGAUAGCGAAACCAAGGCUUGUAAUCGUCUGUCGGUUAUUGACUGGACCGGGCCAGGCGUCUUCUCAGACGGAAUUUACAGAUACAUGAACGAAGCCGAAAACAGGGAGCUUCUAGAGAUUGAAUUCAACAGGCACAAUGCCAACGAAGAGUUGUAUGGCCCUGGUACAAGCGACAAAAUUAACUGGCGUGGCUUUUCCGGACUGAAGGCCCCUGUUAUAUUCAACAACGACGUGUGUAUUCUGCCCAAAUCAGGGUUCCGCUGCACCAGUGACUUCGACGAGUCUGUCGAGGAGUACUGCUACUUGACACACCAUUUUGCCCGGUCGUGGUUUUCGGAGGUGGAGUGA